Symbiodinium sp. CCMP2592 is the source of this 5727-nucleotide messenger RNA. The record is from the annotation of a GenBank genome assembly. Lineage: Eukaryota; Dinophyceae; Suessiales; Symbiodiniaceae.
AUGGCCGUUGAAGGGGAUGGAGGUUCGACUGCAGCCGGCUCGGCAGCAGGAGUCAGCCAUCUUCCUUGGCAACAAAUCCCGAAAUUUGUGCCGGGCACUACGAACCUUGAUGAUUACACGCAGCGCUUGAAGUUUCUCAAAGAGUUGUGGCCAGCCGAUAGCAUCCAGCACCUGGGGCCGAGAGCGGCUCUCCAAGUGGAGGGUUCGGCUUUUCAGAAAAUCAGCCGGAUUGCUCCGGAUAAGCUUCGGAGUCAAGAGGGCGUCCAGCUUAUCGUGGAGGCUCUCGGCGGAGCUUGGGGGAAAACUGCUGUUGAGGAAAAGUUCCAUUUCUUCGAGCAAGCCAUUUUUCAGGUGACACAGAAGAAUGACGAAACCAAUGAUUCCUACUUAGCUCGCAGUGACGCCUACUUUGAAGAACUUCUUACGCGCAAGGUGACCAUCGAGGAGAUCAGAGCCUACGUGUUACUUCGCCACAGCCAACUUGCCCCGGAGGACAAGAAGCGAGUUGUCAUUGAGUCCAAGGGUGACCUCAAGUACAAGGAGACAGUCAAGGCGAUCAGAUUGUUGGGUUCCAAAAUUUUUGGGGACCUUCAGAACAAGAAUGCCACAGGAAACCGAGGCUUGGAACGGAACAAGAUCUACGACGUGCACUACACGGAGGAAAACGGAGCCGAGGAUGUGUACUACAGCGCCGUGCCCGAGGAGGAGCCGAGUGACGAGGACCUCCUCUGCUACUUCAUGGACCUCAACGACGAGGACGCCGUCUACAUCACCGAGUUCGAGGAGAGCAUCGUGGACGCCAUCCAAGAUAGCGAAUUGGCGCCAGUGUAUGUAACAUACCAGGAGGCUCGGCAGCGGCUCCGCGAUAAAGCCAAAGCUCGUGGAUAUUGGCCUGCCAAAGGCCGUGGAAAGACGAAGGGAUUCGGGAAGAAAGGAAAAGGAUCUUCGUCGUCUUCGUUUCCGGGGUGGGGCACUGGCCGCAAUCGGUCUCUCGCGGACCGUAUCGCCAAUUCCACGUGCCGCAUUUGCCAUCAGAAAGGACAUUGGAAGCGGGAAUGUCCCCGCCGAUUGGCCCAGGAUGGCAAUGAAGCCAAGGUGGAGGUAACCCACUUUACCCAAGAGACCUCGGACACCUUUGCCCAGAACCUCCCAGAGAUUCUCCAUGCCAUGCCACCGGAGUCCGAGCCCUACAUUGGAGAAGAGGACAGCCAGGAAGCCAGACAGAUCGGAUGCUUUGAAGCUUCAGGGCAAGAUGGCGACCCCAGAUGUGGACGAGCCGUUGGUAGCUAUCUCGAUGUGGAGUUUGUGCGCCCAAAGGGUGUGGAGACACUCCGCGCGUGGGGCGACAUGACCUUGACUGCGGGGAAGCACAAGACCAAGACCUUCGCAGCGGCGUUCGACGAGGACUUGGUGUAUGCGGUGACCAUGGCGCGCAAGCAAUCCCUCACCAGCAGCUGGGCCAUCUCAUUCAAGAAUUAUUGCCUUGCCCGUCUGAAGGCAGCAGCUCGGGCGGAGCAGAUGGAGGACCAGAAGCGCCAAGGGAAGGGCACCCGGAAAGCGGCGUUCCCAAAUCGGAGCCAGAACACCGCGACCUUAGAGGACGAGGAGGCGGCGUUCCCAAAUCGGAGCCGGAACACCGCGACCUUCAAGGACGAGGAGGAGUUCGGGGAAUGGAAGCUGUGCCUCAACGAAGGCAGAGCGACCGGAAGCUCAGCAUCGACGGCCGAGAAUCACAAAGGCAAGAGGGCGAAUGCCCAGGAUCCCAACCCCGCGAUGAACACCGACCUCACCGCGGAGCAGCGCCUCGACAUCAUGACCAGGAAGGCGCUACUGCAAAGGGAGCUUGCGCAACUGGAGCAGUUGGAUCCGUCUUGGGACGAGAAGAUAGAAGACAAGCUCGGGAAACUUGAUAGUGAGACUGAAGACUUCCGGAAAAAGAUGCACUACAAGCUUCCUCGGCUUGAUGUCCUGGAAAUCACUCUGGCGGACAGUGGAAUCAGCAAUGCCAUUCGGAAUCGCCAGGGCCGUGCAGUAUCCAUUAAAACAUGGGAUGCCAGUCGCAUUUGGUUCAUGAUACAUAUGUACGAGCCCAAGCACCUCUGGAUGAAUGGCGGGAGACAGGAUCCUUCAAAGGUAUUUUGGCCAAAAGAGCUAUUGUACGACCUGUAUGAGCAUCAAAUUGAACACGGGCGCCAUUUUCAUCUGUGCACUGGUCAAAAUAUCUUUGCAGAGUCCUCUCCGGAACUGCAGGACGUGAUGCACGGCACCAUGUGCGCAGUUCACUGUCCUUCGGAGGCGAUGGGAUUGGGAAAGAUGCGCGGCAACAAUUUUCUGAACAAGAAAAGCUUUAUCUAUACGACUUCCAGAGUGGUACAUGAGGCAAUCGACACACGUAAGGAGCCGACUCACCUUUCCAACCCCAGCCAAGCAACAAGCAACACGUCUGCACCACGAAGCCCGACAUGGCAGCUCCGACUGGCUGAGCAAGCAGCAGCAGCAAUGAUCUCUGACCGUAGUGUUCCUUUGUACCUGUCUGAGUUACUAGUAGCAGACCUUAAGCGUGAAGGGGACCUCAACUUGAGUAAUCGUGCCGCGCUUGAAAAUGUUCAGCAAGUUGUGAAGCGCCGACGGCUUCUUCGGAAGCAACCGGCACCGGAAAUGUGCAAGGCUCGGGAUCAGUUCAAGGAUGCCUCGUGGAUAGCUAUCUUUAAGAAGUUUGAUGUUCCUCACCGUGGCAGGGUGUACUUCAGGGAUGGGGAUGAGGUUGUAAAACAGGUUCAAACACUGAUCCCGCAAUUUCAAAUCAAGCACGUGGUGAUGGCUCGUGGCACCAACCGUGUUCAGCUGCCAAAACCUGGUCUCGAGAUACAGGAUAUUCCCCUUCGCCAAACCAUAGUGGUUUCUAGGGACAAUGGUAAGGUGAUGGCAGAUGGUGGUUGCGAGCAGUGGACAAAGCCUGCAGCGAUUCACCUUGAUGCCGAUUUCGGGGAUGUACUGGGCAUGGAUGUAGCAUAUUGGAGUGGGCAAAGUGGACAUAAGUACAUGUUCACACACAUCCUCGAUGAGGCAACGUUGUUUCAUCAAGCUACGGCCACCGGUAGGACCAUGGAAGACCAGUACGAAGUUCUCACCGACAGCUGGAACAAAUGGGCUGGACCAUGUCAACUCCUCUACGUAGAUCCUGCAGGUGAGUAUGUAGGAGAGUGGUGGCGAGAGAGGCUGCAGCGUGACGGUGUUUGCGCUAAAGUAGCUGCUGGUGAGAGCCAUUGGCAGGUUGGUAGAGUGGAGGCUCACGGGAAAAUUCUGAAGGCGAUGUUGUCCCGUAUGGAUGCCGAGACCCCAAUCACAGAUGAUGCAGAGUUUAGGCAGUGUCUUAGAGUCGCAGUCCAUGCAAAGAAUUCUCUUAGUCGAGUGCGGGGUUUCACACCGGAGCAAGCAGUUUUUGGCAAGUCGUCCAGACUUCCAGCCAGCCUUGUCUCAGAUGAGUUGACGGCUAGCCAUGCGCUGGCCACCAGCUCACUUCCCGAGGGUCUUGCCUUUCGACAGAGCCUUCUGCGUCGGGAACAGGCUAGGGUUGCUUUUGUACGGGUAGACAAUGAUACUGCGUAUCGCCGGGCUCUGUUGCGAAAAACACGGGCCAACCUUCCGACUUUCGCUGCUGGCAGUUGGGUUCUCUACUGGCGACAGCAGCGAGUAGGCAGUCGCUCUCGGGGCGAACGUGGCCGCUGGCAUGGUCCCGCACAGGUAAUCGUAGGUGAUGAGCGGGUCGUUUGGCUAUCGCAUUGCGGCCAGUUGGUUCGAGCAUCGCCCGAGCACUUAAGGUCGGCAUCGCUUCGCGAGUGGGAAGUCUUGCAACAACACAGUCAGGGUUCCCUCCACAACUCCCCCGAUAGGCUACCUAGUAGGGGUGUAGUAGAUCUGCUUCGUGAGGGCGAUUUGCCCACUAGAGAAGAUGUAGAGAUGGAGGGUGUUGCGCCCGCUUCGGAGCCACCGCCGGUAGCCGGGGCCUCGCCGCCUGCUGUAGGUGAAGUAGAAGGAGGGGUAGGUGAAAUAGACACCGGUGGAGGUUUUGAGAUUCCUGUAGACAGUGGUGAGACCCCGCCUUCGGCGGUAGGGGCUGAGCAGCCUGAAACCGAAGUCUCACCUGCCGUCUCGAUGGAGCAAGAACAUGAAGAGCCGAUGGAGGUAGAUCCUGUAGAGGUUCCUGUACCAGAGGACGAAGAUGACCUUCUCUUCGGGGACUCUGAAUGUUUCUUGAUCCAUCCAAGUUCGGAGCAAGUGUGGGAGAUUGGGCUUCACGAAACAGACGUAGACUACAAGGAUCUCCCGUCACCCGAGCAGGCCCUAAACUUUGUGAUGUUAGCCAGCACCGAAAGGAAAAAGCGCACAGAGGUUAGGCUUAGGGAUCUCAAUCAACAUGAGCGCCAACUGUUCAAAGAAGCCCAAAACAAAGAAAUCAAAGCCUGGCUCGAUCAUCGGACGGUGCGUCGGGUUGCAGCUGGAACGCUUGAGGACUCUCAGCUGAUGAGAUGUAGGUGGAUCCUCACCUGGAAGGCUCCUGAGAAGGAGGGUGGACCGCAUAGGGCCAAGGCUAGGUUGGUGGUUUUAGGUUUCGAGGACCCCGGGUUGUCUGAUAUACCCAAUGACGCACCAACGUUAGGGAAAGAUGGUCGCCAGUUGAUCUUGCAACAAGUGGCUUCUCGACAGUGGAAGCUCAUCAAUUUCGAUAUCUCCACAGCUUUCUUGCAGGGCAAAGGGGACGGCAGGAAGUUGGGCAUCAAACCUCCCGAAGAACUCCGAGAGGCUUUAGGUAUGGGUCCCACUGACCAGUGCCGCCUUGAAGGCGGAGCGUACGGAAGGAUUGAUGCUCCUUUCUUGUGGUUCCAGACUCUCAAGCAAACGUUGGAAGAGCUGGGAUUCAUCCAGAGCCCUUUUGAUCCUUGCACGUUCAGUCUUGUCACUAAAGGACCUGGUGGGGAGCCUAGGGUACACGGUGUUCUAGGGAUCCACGUUGAUGAUGGUAUAGGCGGGGGUGAUGCAUAUUUCAGCAGGGUCAUUGAGCAGUUGCGGGGCAUUUAUAGCUUUGGGUCCUACGACGAAGGAGAGUUCGUGUUCACCGGGAUUCGUUUUCGACAGUGGGACGACGGAAGUAUUGAGAUGGAUCAAACAGCUUAUCUCGAAAAGAUUAUGCCUAUUCAUGCCAAUAAGGUGCUUCACGAGGCAAAGUCACACGCUGUGUCCCUGAUGGUGGUACCGAUUCCUGAGAAACACCUUACCUUCUGCACAUUUUCCGAUGCUUCUUUUGCUUCGUCCAAGGAUAACCAUUCGUAUCAGGGCACUUUGGUCAUCGCCACGGAUUGGCGUAUGCUUCAGAAUCAGAGGGCCGUGAUUGUUCCAGUAGCGUGGGCAAGCAAGAAGAUCUCCCGAGUUGUGCGCAGCACUUUGAGUGCUGAAGUGGUCGCGCUGUGCGGCUCGCUUGACAGAAUGUCAUGGUUGAGGCUGUUUUGGGAAUGGAUUAAGAACCCGGGAAUUGAUAUUUCCCACCCUGAAGAAGUUUUGAAAGAAGCUCCCAAAGCCUCGCUUGUGACGGACUGCAAGAGUGCUUACGACGUGCAUCAGUCGAAGAUUCUGGCCGACAUCCGGCUCAACAGCGACAGAGGAGGGAGGGCAGAGGUUCGCUUGAGCUGUCAAAAGGAACAGGGUUCCGCGGAAGGGGCUACAAUCUAG